Lathyrus oleraceus (garden pea) is the source of this 1344-nucleotide messenger RNA. The record is from RefSeq and is a predicted model, not a curated record. Lineage: Eukaryota; Viridiplantae; Streptophyta; Magnoliopsida; Fabales; Fabaceae.
UUUUCACAACAAAUACACAAUCACUUCUUUUGUUGUGCCUUGUUUGGUUUGUUUAUUCAUUUCACCAAACUCACAAUCACAAAGUCAUCACAACCCAAAACGCCUUUUCCUCCUCUACCGAAUGGAGUUGUAUGCAGCAUCUCAUUCCCUUCCAAACUACCCUUCCUCUUUCCUCUUCAAACCUAAGAUCACCACUUUCCACACAACCCUUUUCCCAACAAAAUUCGCACCUUUCAAAGCUUCAUUCUUUUCACCAAAUCACCUCACUCUCACUACCCCUAUGAAUCCUCCCACAACAUCUCUUUCCUCUGCUGCUUUUGUGGAACACAACAACGGUUCAACCUCAACUUCUUUGCCUUUUCACCCAGAGACUAGAGUUGGAGAGGUGAAAAGGGUCACUAAGGAGACUAAUGUAUCUGUCAAAAUUAACUUGGAUGGUUCUGGUGUGGCUGAUUCUAGUACUGGAAUUCCCUUCCUUGAUCAUAUGCUAGAUCAACUUGCUUCACAUGGGCUAUUUGAUGUACACGUGAAGGCUACGGGGGAUGUACACAUCGAUGAUCAUCACACAAAUGAAGACGUGGCUCUUGCUAUUGGAACGGCUUUGCUGCAGGCCCUUGGUGAUAGGAAGGGUAUUAACCGGUUCGGUGACUUCUCUGCUCCUCUUGAUGAAGCAUUGAUACACGUCUCACUGGAUUUGUCGGGUCGACCACAUCUGAGUUAUAAUUUGGACAUUCCCACUCAGAGGGUUGGGACAUAUGACACGCAGUUGGUGGAGCAUUUUUUCCAGUCUAUAGUGAAUACUUCUGGUAUGACACUUCACAUUCGCCAGCUUGCUGGAAGAAACUCUCAUCAUAUUAUUGAAGCAACUUUCAAAGCGUUUGCAAGGGCUCUUCGACAAGCAACAGAAUAUGACCCACGUCGCCGUGGAUCUGUGCCAAGUUCCAAAGGGGUGCUGUCACGCUCUUAAUAUCUCCAGCCAGCAUGCGUAUUUGCUCCACUCUCUUCCAUCACACUGCUUACAUGUCCCGCGAUAAUAAUCGGAGGUGCUGGGUUCAAGUAUUUGUAAAAGAAGUUACCACCAUUGGCAUGCGCUAGUCCGCCGACACACAAUGCUCAUGGUACAGGGAUUUGUAUGUCUGACCCUCUCCAAACCCUACCAUGGUGUGAGCCUUGCGCAGCAAGCAUUUUUUUUUUUUGAAAAUGUAUUUUUGAAAGUCAUAUCAAUAGUUAUAAACUAACAAGCUAUUUAUUUAAAUUAUAUUUUGUAAUAUUACGUUUAAAUAUGUUAAAAACUGAUAUAAGUCGUUAUACUGAAAUUACAUAAAAUAUUAGUAGUUUGAAUUU